AUAUAAUAAUGCACCUUGCCUUUGACCAACACUGCUCUGUCACAUCCCUCCCUACCUGAAAAUUUCUGCUCUCUGCGUCGUUGCAGAGCACGCCAACAUCUCGGACUCAGAGGUCCAAGUUACACAUCCGUCGCUGUCUCGCCAAUGUCGCAAUAUACACGCGUCCCUCGAACUGUCAACCAAGACUACUAUAAUUUCGACGCUGCCACCGAGGAGACACGCUCUACAAAGCAAGGAGAGACCGCCGAUGACGCGGAAAUUGAGCUACUUAUUCGAAGUGUCAUUCCCUUUACUUCACAGGAUCCUCCACGCCCUUCGAAUCGUCGCGGUCGAGCACCAGAUUCUCUAAUAUUCGGGGAGCCUGAAGAAACGACGAAGGAUACAUCACAUAGUCCCUCUGAAGAGUCACCAUAUGAUUUAUCUACGGUCCUAUCCAUAUUGGACGCGCAACUCCUUGAAGAGAAUGAAGAGGAAGAUGAAGAUUUGGAGUUCGUUCCCUUAUACAUCCCUGAAGAUUCGACUCUCAACCCAUCAUUCCCGCUACAAGAUACACAGCGGAAGCCUCCGUCCCAUACUUCCACUGUUCGAAGCAACGAUAUCCCAAUUUCUCAGCCGACACCCCAGGCAGCUUCUGUGCCAGUCUCUCAGUCCAAUGACUACUCACCCCCAACUCAGCCCAGUCCCCCUGUCGUUGUCCACGAUGCCACCCAACAGACUCUUUUCGACACUGAGAUGGAGCCUUCUCAUCCGCCCCCGAACAGAUCGUUCAAUGAAUCUUCCUCCGAACAUGUGCAGUUUGUGUCGCCGUCUCCAUGGCAUGCAACAAUCAUGCCACAUUCUCCGUCUACUUUCCAGUCUUCCCCGCAGCCCCCUUCUCUACAACCUUCGGGUUCGGAGCUAUCUCUUGGAGAGCUGCAGCGCCAUCUGGCUGAAGCAGUCAUUCAGGCGGUCACCAGCAACCCCGAGUUUGCCCGAAGAUCUAUGGAUAUCCGGCAUGCUGAUCAACUAGUCCCGCAACUCGUGUAUUCUAUGUUGGAACAAUAUCCAGAGUUAUGGGAAAUUCAGAAGUUGCUCUCGGUUCAAUUGUCAGACGUUCAGGCACUAGCUGCACAAGUGGUAGCACAAUUUCUGGCGAUGCUGGAACUACUGCGAUCGCAGAACCAACAACAGGUCCACCAAUUGGCCGCUAACGACACACCCAUGACGGAUUCCGCCCGGUCGUACGAGGACAACUCCCCUGGAUUGGGUGCCUCGCCUGAGGGUUGGCCUGAAUCCGCGGUCGAGCAAGAACAAGAAUGUCAACAGUACUUUGCCAGUGAUUUCCAAUUCAUGAAGUUGAAGGAUAAACUUCCCUCGGUCCCUGACGUCUCUGAAGUGCCGGCGUUUGUUCAGUUUUUCCGGGAUACCUAUCCGCUCCUUGAAGACGAGGCCAUCUGGAAAAUUGUAAUGUGGUUUCAUCCUGAGCUGCAUGGCCAAAAAACACUGCACGAUACAUUUGUUCUACGAGAGGAUGCUGUGCGGGCGGCUUUGGCAGAGGUUCGAAACUGGAGAUUUCCUGGCUCUGAUGCAGGUUGGUCUAUAUCCGCACACGAAUUCUUUCCCUCGUCGCAAGGGAACGUACUUCCCCAGGGCGUCCUUUUCGUGGAGCAAGAAUCGUGCAUUGAUUCGGCGCCUUCCUCUCCCUCGGCGCCAUCCACUCCGAGGAAAGAAAGUUUACCUUUAGGCGAAAUGUUCCAAGAGCAUCAAGAUAUCCACAUGGAGGACCAUGAGGAAGUCCGCGAUAACUGGGAUGCCUGGUCUUUCGAUCCUGAACCGAAAUGGUCGGAGAUCUAUAUUCCCUUGCAUGACCCAGAGACGCGAGGAUACAGUACGGGCCAAAGUGUUCCACUCGAGCAUUCAUACUGCGAUUCUCCGUACGACUACCACUUCGAUUAUCCAUGGCCCCACUACGAGCAGCCACACGCUCAGUACGAGAUGCCGCAAGUCCAAUACGAGUAUCCGCACUUCCAAUACGAGCAGCUACAUACACAGUCAAAUCAACCACCCGUUCAACAGAAGUCAGAGUGGCACGAGCAUUAUGCACCGUCCGAGCCGUCACAGACCGAAACAUCAUACGUACGGCGGGACCAACAACAUGACCGACAGAGUCACGGUCUGGCUCACCGUCUUCGGCGUAUGCUCACGUCCUAUAUCCGGAAAAAGCCUACUGAGACUGCGGCCGAGUCCCACCGUGCACAGCGACCGGACCGUUUACUCCAACAACCGUCUAGUCCUCCCAAGCCUACUCCCAAAAACUGGCGCGACUCCCAGGCCGAACGAUACAGUUCUAUUAACACCGUCGCACCCGAACUUAUAUAUGAUCUCGAACGCGAGUCCCCGCAAAACCCGUAUCAGUUCCAGGACGAGCCCAAUUGCCAUCUUGAGCCAGAACCCCCGUUUGAUCUUGACAGAGAGCCCCCAGAAGAUCGCAGGUAUCCACAGGGGUACCCACACUGUCGCCCGGCUGGUGAUCCGUCAGAUAGCGAUAGUACUGACUCUGAGGAGGACCAUACCGACCAAGAAAGCGAUAACCCACCACUGCCUGCUGCGCCGUCCACCGAUUAUCUUCAUCAGUAUGUUCCUUGGUCGGCAUUAACACUUUGACCCAUCCGCCUCAUUUCCCUCUCCCCUUUCUCAUCCCGUUUUGUAUUAUUAUUCUUAUCAUAUCGUUGGCUGUAUUUAUAGUGUUUCUUUUGUUUCACGGACCUUUCGCCCUCUUUAUUCUGUUUUAAAGUUUUUUCUUUUAUUUUGGAGUAGACGCAUUCUCCACAUUUCAAAACCGUG
Molecule: messenger RNA, 2823 nt
Organism: Desarmillaria tabescens
Lineage: Eukaryota; Fungi; Basidiomycota; Agaricomycetes; Agaricales; Physalacriaceae
Exons: 5
Coding region: 145-2643 (832 amino acids)
Source: RefSeq, a predicted model, not a curated record